AUGGGUGACGAGUGUGCUAACUUGCGUGUGUUCAACGCUCAGGUCAAGUGCGACGAGACUCACCCUCGCUGCGGUCCAUGUUCGCGGCUCAAUCGCGAGUGCGACUGGGAGCACCGAUGGGCGUUCAACGAUGCCACUCCUGUAACACAGGGCAAAUACGCUAAUAUAAAGAUUUCCGGAAAUGUGGUAUGGGAUCCGUCCGUUCAAGCAAGUAGCUUUCCUCCGGCUAGUCGAAGACCCGAUGAUCUACCCGAGUUUGCUGCUCUUACAACCAAUGAGGAUCGCGAGCGAAAGGCGGAGACAAGACGACCAGGUACAUUCUCUGUCGUAGCCACGCCUGAGAGCUUCUAUGAUCUCCCCGAAUACGCCUGCGUUUCUCCCUCAAAUCGACCAAGGGGCACUCAUGGUUCAUCUCGUGGCGCCCUAAGUGGCUCAAGACCUGGUUUUGGACGAGCUCAAACUUUUCCAGAUCCCAACACCGUACUCCUCGAUCGAUUCGAAGAGACCUCGCCUACUUCUCUUAGUCCAUCAAUCGCAGUUGAAGAAAGUCGAUCUGGCAGUGUUCCAGACAUCCUCCAACAUCUUUCACUGACAACACCGCCUCCACACGCUUCUACUGUCACGAGCGCACCUCCAACACCAGUGAUCGGUCCCGACGAUCACCUCCUUAACCACUUCCGCAACUACAUUGCACCACGGCUGACCCAACCGCAACUCGAUACUCCUUUCCCGACUCGACCCACCGACAUAUUCGAGGCAGAGUCCGUCCGCUUCCGACCUCUGUAUCACGCGAUCUGUGCCAUCGCUGGUCUCAACCUCGCUUACAACGGGCGCGCUUCGAUGGAGGACUCGAUGCAACACUAUCACCGAGCUCUGGCAGUGCAAAGUACUGCCACCGGAACGCCACAAGACCUUCUAUCUGACGGUGUCUUCUUCCGUCAUUUCCUCCUGUUCGUCUACGACAUAUGCAUCCCCAUGCAGACUUCAUCAUCUUCCGGCGAGCUCAGCGGUGCCGACAUGUGGGCCGAACACCUCUCGCACCUCCGCCUCCUCGCUCUCCAGCGAUUCCAUCGCAACAACGCAUCCGAGCCGCACGCACAUCUCAUCUGGACGAUCUGUGAACUGGACAUGUAUGCUUGUCUGCUAGGCUACGGAGAAUGCGACUUUGUGCAGACCGUGUUGUCACACGGCAUGUUACCUCCAAUCGAGCGGCAGAUUCCACCCGUGUCGAUACCCGGAGAAUCACACACCGCACCUUUCGUACCAUCAGAAGUACAUAUUUUCCCCGCCGUCCUACGCCUGAACGAAGGCGUCGUCCUCCGCACUGCCAAGAUUGCACAAACCGCUCAGAUCAUCCGCGCCGAAGCCUCCGAAUUCGACAGCCUCCCAAUACCACCCCAGAUUCACGCUCGUUGGCGAGCCGCCGCCGAUGGUCUCAACACCAAUCUGCAAGCCUGCUGGGAAGGCGCGAAUCCCAGAGGGCUUCUCAAUGACCGAGAUCUCCCGCAGCGACUCCGGUUCGUACUCGAGAACGCCACGCUGCUGUACCACACGGCGACGCUUUACCUGCUUACCACCUUACAUCCGUCGCAACCCGCACCACCCACGGUGCUCGUCUCACAACAUGUCACGUCCAUUUUGAAUCUCGCGCAGGCUCAAGUAACGCAAAUGCGGUCUGCGACGUCGCCACUUUCGAUGCGGCCUCAGGUCUUUGCGUUACUGGUAGCUGCGUUCGCUACACCGCCGGAGCAGGAGUCCACGAGGAGAAGAUGUGUGGAGAUUAUGGAAAGGCUGGAAAGGGGAGGGAUUGGAAUUGGGGCGAGUCGGGUCAGGAGGGUUAUUAGUACCAUGAGAGACUGGAGGGCGGAUGAGCACACUGGACAGGGAUGGGGAUUGGUCGGAUUGUUGAGGAGAACAGGCGUUGGAGUCGUGAAUUGUGGUGUUUGA
Molecule: messenger RNA, 1947 nt
Organism: Zymoseptoria tritici IPO323
Lineage: Eukaryota; Fungi; Ascomycota; Dothideomycetes; Mycosphaerellales; Mycosphaerellaceae
Exons: 1
Coding region: 1-1947 (648 amino acids)
Biological process (GO): positive regulation of transcription by RNA polymerase II
Cellular component (GO): nucleus
Molecular function (GO): DNA-binding transcription factor activity, RNA polymerase II-specific; zinc ion binding; transcription cis-regulatory region binding
Source: RefSeq, a predicted model, not a curated record